AUGUCGCAAAAGUCUAAAAAUGGGAAUAUUAUGAGUUUCUUCAAGCCUGUGACGAGGUCCCAAACACCCCAGAGACCCCAGGCUCAGAAGCCUCGCUCGCCAUCUCCAUUACCGUGCUCAUCCCCGCCGAGUCAAGUUGCUGUCACCCCUGUCAAGAAGAAGGAACCGCUGGCACGGGAUAUCGAGAUCCGCGCCUCGGAUGAUGAGGAUGACUUGGGGGCUUCGUCAGACGACUCCCUCGAAGACCUAUGCGCCAUCAUCGGGCGAGCACGCCCCGCCAAGUUGGCUGACUCUCCUACAAAGAACCCAUAUGCUACACCAAGAGCAAAAAGAACUGCCGUUGAGUUUCACUCAUCGCCGCUGGCCAUUAUACCAAAACACAAAUUCGACCUCAAGGCUCUGGCCAAGGAUGCGAAGCAGGAUGAUGCUACACAUGCAAGCUCAAUAAGAGCCAAGGCUCUGACUGAGCUUGCUGACACUGAAGAUGAGAUCAUGACAGACGAGGCAUCACGGGACGUUUUGGAGGACAUCGUCAAGAACAAUACCGGACAAAACGCCCAGAAGGUCCUCAGAGCGGUGCAAAGAUCAGAGCCUGGUCAGUCACAACUUCGAUACUGCUUCUUCAGCGAGGAAUAUAGUCCACCCAGUCCGAAGCCAGCACCAAAGAAUCUCAGCAAGGGGCCUUGGAAACUAUUGACGCAAGGUGAUGAGCAAACUCGGGAGCAGCAUCUGCUAUCUGGGUUGCCACUCACCCUCCUUGGCAUGCAUGGAGGUUUACCAGACGAGCUAUUUGAGUGGAUUCUCAGUGAAUUCUGUCUUCAAAAAUCAAGCCUCGUCCGGAAGGAGUAUACCAGCCUGAUUAGCGACUGCUCCGAACAGAUUGAGCGGCUGAUUACGCCACGGCGGUUGGAGGAGUUGUUCUACCGCUUCGGCGCCUCCCCUGAACUUGAGCGACGGGACUCCGAGCUGAGAUUAUCGAAACCUGGUGUAGAACCCUAUGAGGGACGCGACUGGUCCACGUUGAGUUCCUUCUUAUCCCUUAUAAGUGCCAUGGCUCCGUCUAUGACUCUGGAAUCUGUCGUCUAUGCUGCACAGGCUUUGCUGCGGAUGUCGAUGGACAAGUUUCUCCUCUACAACAUUGAUCUCCUGGUCGCAUACGAGAACACCAUCAAGAGUCUAGUGGAGGCAGUUCCUCAGGCGAACUGGGACGUCUUCUGCUUUCACACAUGUUCAUUGCUACACAUUCUCAUCAAGGCUCAAUGUGUGAGAACAAAUGCUCUGACAUGUCUGCCAGUCAGUACACCCAAGGUUCACGAUCUGAGACGCCGGCUUGCCGUGGUAUUUCUUUACGAUGAUCCGGACCUGGGUCGCCAUCAUCCGGAUAACACGGUCAGCAUCAGAGGCAUCAUCGACCGCCUUGAAGAAGACGACUUCUCUGUUGGGCCCAAGACGGACUUUGCUGAGCUGCAGGCAAACAUUAUCCUUCUCAACAUUGCAGUUGACGACGGCUCAUUUGCCGCAGCCGAUGACCCAGACGCUGUGAAGGAGUUCAACAGUGAGAUAGAUGAACUCACAACCCAACUUAGAGGGAUUUGGAGAAAGAUCAAUGAUGCAGGCAUGAAGCUCGCACGAACUGAAGCCAAGAGUGUCAUUGAAUGGGUUCAGCAGCGACUUGCUCACUCUGUCCGGACGCGCCGAAAGGCCAAGAAGAGUGUGUUUGACCUUCCAAGUCAACGAGAGGACCCUUUCCUCCCACAGCAACAGAACUACAUGAAGAAUUUCCUACGGAAACCAACAGACAAGGCCCCAGCGCCCACCUCCCCUGUAGCUGAUCAAGAUACCAUCGUUGUCAGGGCGAAAUAG
This is a messenger RNA of Fusarium keratoplasticum, 1863 nucleotides long. RefSeq lists its product as uncharacterized. The transcript has 2 exons. NCBI's taxonomy places the organism in Eukaryota, Fungi, Ascomycota, Sordariomycetes, Hypocreales, Nectriaceae. The coding region runs from base 1 to 1863 and encodes 620 amino acids. The record is from RefSeq and is a predicted model, not a curated record.